Molecule: messenger RNA, 277 nt
Organism: Callorhinchus milii (elephant shark)
Lineage: Eukaryota; Metazoa; Chordata; Chondrichthyes; Chimaeriformes; Callorhinchidae
Product: lectin-like
Exons: 3
Coding region: 20-271 (83 amino acids)
Molecular function (GO): signaling receptor activity
Source: RefSeq, a predicted model, not a curated record
ACAACAAAAUAAAUUCAUUAUGGAUUUCAUAAAUGAAAUGGACGAAUCGCUUCCCGACACUUGGAUUGGUUUUAGCGAUUGCCACCAGGAAGGCACUUUUAUGUGGACUGAUGGAUCUCUAUCAGAUUACACACAAUGGAUAUCAGGCGAAUUUAAUAAUGAAAAUGAGAAAGAAAAUUGUGUGCACAUUGAUUUUCAAGGAUCUCUUGGGUCAUGGAAUGAUGCGUCCUGUUCGACACAAUUGCCUUUUAUUUGUGCCUACAGAAUCUGAAGCCAU